Symbiodinium sp. CCMP2592 is the source of this 387-nucleotide messenger RNA. The record is from the annotation of a GenBank genome assembly. NCBI's taxonomy places the organism in Eukaryota, Dinophyceae, Suessiales, Symbiodiniaceae.
AUGAUGAUCUUUCAAUCCAUUGGGGACGUCAGCGGUCGAAUGCUGGCUCCGACGUCCAAGAGUGGAUCCUUGCAAAAAAAGCUGCCGCUGGUUGGCGGUGUUGUGCUUCCUCUCUGCUUCAGCAUUCUCAUAGCUACGGCAGUGGACACUUCCAUUAUCUCCGAUGUGCUGUCCUACGAGCAGGCAGCAUUGGUUCUUCCGCUGAUAGUAAUGUGCUUCUUCUUCUCCCGCGGCAUGCUCGUCUCUGCCGUCUUCCUUCGAGCGAGAGGCCUCACCAGUAGCCGCGAGGCGGCGGAGCACUUGGCCUCGACCAUGGGAUUCUGCGGCCAGAUGGGCGCACUGUCUGCCAAUGUCAUCACCUUCGCAAUUGUCAACUAUUUCCACUGA